This is a messenger RNA of Momordica charantia (bitter melon), 1788 nucleotides long. RefSeq names its product phosphofructokinase 2 (gene PFK2). Gene Ontology annotation, molecular function: ATP binding; 6-phosphofructokinase activity. Gene Ontology annotation, biological process: fructose 6-phosphate metabolic process; glycolytic process. NCBI's taxonomy places the organism in Eukaryota, Viridiplantae, Streptophyta, Magnoliopsida, Cucurbitales, Cucurbitaceae. The record is from RefSeq and is a predicted model, not a curated record.
AGUAGAUGAGUCUUUUUAACCAGAAUCUGCCAAGUUUCUGUUCCAACAAUAUGUUAGUCAAUUUUCUCCUUCUUCUUCCUCCUCCUCCUGUCGACCUCUUAACAAGCCACCUCAACAACUCUGUCCCCAUUAUAAUCCCACUUUGUUCUUCUUCUUCUCUGGCUCUCGCAAAAUAAUUAAAAUAAUGGCCGCCGGAACCACCGAUCAACAGCGCUCCAUCGGCGUCGAAAAGCUCCCCCACCUCACGGACUAUUUCCCGGACCUCCAGACCCACACAAACCCUCUCCAGAGCAACCAAUUCUUCCACCCAUCCGACGGCUUCUACGUCACGCCCACCGACGUCGUCCUCCGCCACACCGCCUUCGACCUCGCCGCCAACUUUCCGGCGACGGCGGCGGCCCCACUCCAGGCGUACCAUCGCGCCGGUCCGCGCCGGUCCAUCUAUUUCGAACCGGGAAGUGUCCGGGCGGCGAUCGUCACGUGCGGGGGGCUGUGCCCGGGGAUGAACACCGUGAUCAGAGAGCUGGUGGUGGGGCUGUGGGAGGUGUACGGCGUGCGGCGGAUCUGUGGGAUCGUGGCCGGAUACAGAGGGUUUUAUUCCGACAACGCGGUGGAGCUGAACCCGAAGCUGGUCCAUAACUGGCAUAAGAGAGGCGGCACCGCCCUCGAAACCUCCAGAGGGGGAUUCGAUCUCCACAAAAUCGUUGAUGCGAUACAACAUCAGGGUUUCAAUCAGGUCUACAUUAUCGGAGGAGAUGGCACAAUGCGCGGCGCCGUCAAGAUAUUCGACGAAAUAUGUCGUCGGAGACUUCAAGUCGCCGUCACAGGAAUUCCGAAAACCGUCGACAACGACGUCGGAAUCAUCGAUCAAUCAUUUGGAUUUCAAACGGCCGUCGAAAUGGCGCAGCAGGCAAUCAGUGCCGCCCAUGUGGAGGCCGAGAGCGCGGUGAACGGCAUAGGUCUGGUCAAAUUGAUGGGCCGAAGCACCGGCCACAUCGCUCUUCACGCCACACUGAGCAGCCGAGACGUCGAUUGCUGCUUAAUACCUGAAAUGGCCUUCUACUUGGAAGGCAGCGGAGGGUUGUUUACGUUUCUCGAUCAGAAACUGAAGGAGAAUGGCCAUGCGGUUCUGGUGGUUGCAGAGGGAGCAGGGCAAGAUUUGAUACCUAGAACUGAGGCUCAAAAAGAAGAGAGGGACGAAUCUGGAAAUCCCGUCUUCUUGGACGUGGGCGGAUGGUUGAAGACGGAGCUCAGGAAUUGGUGGGCGAGAACGCACCCUGGUGAGUUGUUUACAGUAAAAUAUAUUGAUCCUACUUAUAUGAUCCGUGCGGUGCCUGCAAAUGCUACGGAUAACUCCUACUGUUCCUUGCUGGCUCAUUCGGCCAUCCAUGGCGUAAUGGCUGGUUAUACUGGAUUUGUCCCUGGCCCUAUUAAUAGACACUAUUCAUAUAUUCCAUUGAAAGAGGUGGCAGAAGCAAAGAAUGAAGUUAAUACGAGAGAUCAUAAAUGGGCAUGGGUUAGAUCCGUCACCAAUCAGCCUGAUUUUGUCAGAAGCUAACCAUUUGAUCCGAGAAAUCAGAAUCCAUGGGGGGUUUUUAGUUGAAAUAAAUUUUAGGAUUCAAUGACUGGAAAGUAUUGUUGAAGAUAUUUGUAACCUGUCCUUAACUUUUGACAUCAAAGUGCUUGUUUGGUAGCCCAUAUUUUUGUAGGAAAUGAUAUGGGCAUUGCAUAUACUUAACUUUUGUGCACACCAAUCAAAAUGAUCAAACACUUGGUUGUUCUUAAGCA